Messenger RNA from Seminavis robusta, 510 nucleotides. The record is from the annotation of a GenBank genome assembly. NCBI's taxonomy places the organism in Eukaryota, Bacillariophyta, Bacillariophyceae, Naviculales, Naviculaceae.
AUGGCCACGGACGGAUUGAUUCGAGAUGAUCCACAUCGACGCAUGGCACAUAUUGCCGAGAUGCUUUCCAAGGUUCGUGUAGCAGAAGAACAAGAGCAUCAGCCAAAUGAUAUAGGAGAGGGUGUGGAUCCCAUCAUGCAGCUGGUGGCUAUAAGGAGAUUAUCAUUGUUGCUCGAUGAACACUUUGACGAACUGCAGUUGGAAAACCUUGGCAGAAUGUGGGAAUCUGCAGUCAUUACAUUGAUGCCAGCAAGAAGUUUCAACACUUCUGCCUCUGCACUCUACAAACAACGGAAACGUCGAACCAAAGGAGACAUAAUGGCCAAUGAUGGAUUUGCCAUUUCUCUGCACCAUGAAAACAGUGUCACAAUUCGCAUACCAGUCGUUUUUAGGGACGGAGAACUCUUGUCGCAUCUGAGACGUCAUGUCAAGGAUUAUGCAAGCUUGAUGUCAUUAGGAUUGGAUGGCUUCUUUCCUCGAUCUUCUUCCGCUGCCAAUGAAUUUGUGUAA